ACGGGGAGCGAGUAGAACGUCGUGUCCCUCUGUGGUGCAGUGCGAACUCCCGUGCUCUUGAUCUGAAGGUGUAGAGUCAAAUAUGUGUUUCCUUGACGUUUAGUGCUUCGCCCACAAGAUGCAAAACCCGAGCCAUAACAACGUUGACGACAAAUUUGGGAUGAAUUUCGGCGGUUUUGAUCCCGAGCUCUUUUCCGGGCCUCACAUGGGAGGUCCCAUGGGUGGGAUGGGCAUCGGCAUGAAGAGGUCUGCCCACGACGCAGGGCUGGACCGCGAGCCCCUCGGGUUGUCCUCAGACGACGACUCGGACCUCCUCAAGAAGGACGACAAGAUGCACCCUUCGUCGAGCAACAGGGACGCGGUGCUGUCCCACCAGACCAACUUGGAGUCCCAGAGCCAGCCCAGCAAGCCCAGUCUGCUCCCCAACGGCAAAAAGACCAAAGGGCGCGUCAAAAUCAAGAUGGAAUUUAUCGACAACAAAUUGAGGAGAUACACCACGUUCUCCAAGAGGAAAACCGGCAUCAUGAAGAAGGCGUACGAGCUGUCGACGCUGACGGGGACGCAGGUGAUGCUGCUGGUGGCGAGCGAGACGGGCCACGUGUACACGUUCGCGACGCGGAAGCUGCAGCCGAUGAUCACGUCGGAGGCGGGCAAGGCGCUGAUCCAGACGUGCCUGAACUCGCCGGACCCGCCGCAGGUGUCGUCGCACCAGCACGACCAGCGCAUGUCGGCCACGGGCUACGAGGAGACGGAGCUCACCUACGCCGUCAACGAGGACGAGCACAAGGAAGGAGUGGGCCGCGAGGAAUACCUGGGUGGGGGGGCGUCCUCCAGCCCCUCCGACUCCUCCUCGCCGCCCACGCCCUCGGACACGCCCACCCCCGCCUCCGCAGGAGCCUCCGGAGGACCUGCGGGCGCCCCCUCGUCCUCGUCGGCGCCCUCGUCUGCCGCCCACGCCGCCGCCGCCGCCGCGAUGGUCACCCAGGCGCUCCCCGUUCAGCUCCCGCCCGGCCUCGUGCUCGCGCCCUCCGUGCCAGGCCUAAAAACUGUGACUGUUACAACUUCACAACACCAACAACAGCAGCAGAAUGUGCAACAGCAACAGCAACAGCAACAACAGCAACAGCAGCGCACCACAAGGACUACAACUGUUCAAGCAGGAGGCAGCAUGGUGGUGGGCGGGACGGGCGGCUCUGUGAUGUACGCGGCCGGCGGGGGCGUGGUGUACGCGACGCCCCACGGGUCCCUGCAGGAGGGGGGUGCCCCUGUGCUGCUCAACUUGCCCCAUGGCCUGCAGGUCACGCAUGACCAGAACGUCAGCGCCACCGGCCAGCUCGUCACGCUCCCGAUGGCUCUGACUUCAGCAGCACUGCAGCAGUCGGCAGCAGCAGUUGUCUCAGCCGCCUCAGCAGCAGCAGCAGCCGCGGCGGUGAACAGCAGGAGCAGUAACAGCAGCAGCGGCAGCAGUAGCAGCAGCAGCAAUAGCCAGGCCCUCCCGACGGACCUUUCGAUGCACAUCAAGCGCGAGAAGAGGCCGUAGGAGCCCCGUCGGGAAGCUCAAACCUGUGUGCCUUCAAGAGCGAUUCUCACCCCCCCCCCCUCGGGCGGCGUGGGAGAGGGCCCUGCGCCCGCUCCCCGCCCGCCCGCCCGCCCACGCUUCUCCUCUCCCCUCGGGCGCGGGAGCUCCCGCCCGAGAGUUUGUGGCAGUCCCUCUCUUGGCCUAUUUCAAACGGGUUUUGAAAUAGGGGAGUUAUUAGUUAUUUGUACAUCUUAGGUGUAUAGUAGUAUCACGUGUGAUUUUUUGAAAAUCAUUUGACCUAAAAUCAAAUUAUGAAUUAUAAAAGAUUGAUAGUACACGUCAGUGUUUGUUCGUUCAUUAACACACACACACACACACACACACACACACACACACACACACACA
This is a messenger RNA of Penaeus indicus, 1924 nucleotides long. Its product is annotated as serum response factor-like. The record is from RefSeq and is a predicted model, not a curated record. Gene Ontology annotation, molecular function: RNA polymerase II cis-regulatory region sequence-specific DNA binding; protein dimerization activity; DNA-binding transcription factor activity, RNA polymerase II-specific. Gene Ontology annotation, biological process: positive regulation of transcription by RNA polymerase II. Lineage: Eukaryota; Metazoa; Arthropoda; Malacostraca; Decapoda; Penaeidae. The transcript has 6 exons. The coding region runs from base 119 to 1540 and encodes 473 amino acids.